AUGAAAAUGAUGUGCUUUUUUCAAAUCUAUUUUAUACUUCAUCUAUUACAACAAUUGUAUGCAUCAAAUCGAAUAUGGGAACAAGAACUUAAAAUGCCUUCUGUGCAUACAGAAGAAGAAGAUUCCUAUGUCUGUGCAUAUUUUCAACCACCGUCGAUAAAUGAAACUAAUUUUAUUCGUGGCAUUUUUCCUAAUGCUAAUCGUUCAACUGUACAUCAUAUGAUUUUAAAAGGUUGUUCAUAUCCUGUUAAAACUAUUGGUAAAAUUAAAAAAUGCGGUGGAUGUGAAACAGUUUUAUACGCAUGGGCUAUGAAUGCACCACCGUUACGUUUUCCAUUAGGCGUAGGAUAUCCAGUUGGAAUUAAUGCACCAAUAAAAGGAUUUGAACUAGAAGUUCAUUAUUUAAAUCCUGUUAAAUCUGAUCAAUCUGGAUUACGACUGAUUGUUACUAAUCAACAUCAACCAAGAAUAGCUGGUGUAUUCUUGUUAUUACGAAGUGAUGCAGUAAUACCACCUGGAAUAAGAAAUUACCCAGUUGAUGUAUCAUGUCGUAUUUCGUCAACUUUACCAAUAACAAUCAUGGCUAUACGUGGACAUGCACAUUCAUUGGGUCGAUCUGUGGUUGGUUUUCGACUACCGCAUGGCCAGAGACCAGCACAACUACUUGGUCGUGUUAAUCCACAAAUUCCUCAAGCAUUUUAUCCAUUGAAACAAUUGGAUUCAGAAUUUGAUUCUGUAGAAGUCAAUGAAGAUGAUAUCAUAAUGGCACGUUGUGUAUAUGAUAGUACGUCGAGAACACAUAAUGUCGGCAUGGGAUCUACACAUCAUGAUGAAAUGUGUAAUCUGUACAUUUUAUAUCAUAGCAGCGCUUUCAAUACUUUUGGGGACCAAGGAGGUUUUUGUACUUCAGACGUAUAUGAGUCACAAUGGAAUUUGAUACAAGAGAACGCUAGUGAAUCCGCAAGGAAGUCAUCUCUGGUAACCAAACCUCCUGGUAGUAGUGAUUCAGAAAAGUCAUCUAAAAUGUUAUUAUCUACAAGGAAUCCUAUAGAAAUUAUUCAACCAUCAUCAAUAUCAGAAAAUGUGUUACUUCAUGAUACAAUCAAACUAGGCCAGGCUAGUAGUGUGGAGACAAGAGCAAAGAGCAACAAUGGUCAGCAUGAAUUAAUUAUUCUACAUCGUGGUUCUAAUAUAUGGACGUAUGAUUCAUUUAAUAAGCAUUUCAUCUAUCAAAAUGAAGCUGAUUAUAUCAAGACAGAAACAGUUCUACACGUGAAUCCUUUAACAGGUAGUAUUGAACAGAAAUGGGGAAAGAAUAUGUUUAUUUUACCGCAUAGUAUAACACUUAGUUAUUUUAUGGAUGGUAAUGGUAAUACAACAAGUCGUGGAGGCGGUGAACAACAACGUAGACGAAUAAUGAAUGGACAACCGACAGCUGUAUGGAUAACUGACGUCGCUUUACAUCAAGUGUUUAAAUUCGAUUGGAUGAAAUGGGAUAAACCUAGUCUAACUCUUGGUUUACCAGGUAGACCGGGUAAUAAUAGAAGACAGUUCUGUCAACCGGCAGAUGUGGCAAUAUCAAGUAAAGGUGAUAUUUUCGUUGCUGACGGUUACUGCAAUUCAAGAAUUGUGAAAUUUUCAUCAAAUGGUGAUUAUUUAACAGAAUGGUCAGCCAUAGGUUUAGGUAAUAAUCAAGACUAUCAGAGUUAUCUACCGCAUAUACCUAGACCUGUAUCUCAAGGCUAUUGGUCACCUGACCUUCUGUAUACAGAGUCAAAUGAUGAAGCAAAUAUGGAUUUGAAUAGAUACGAUUUCAAAGUGGUACACAGUUUGACUAUUAUUCCUAGUGAUGAAGAUGGUAGCCUUGAACAAGUAUGUGCAGCUGACCGAGAAAAUGCAGCUGUACUUUGUUAUACAUUGGAUGGUAAAUUAAUAAGACGCUAUGCAGAUUCGUCUAUACAACCUUCAGUUUAUGCAAUUCAGUAUGAUCCAGAGCAUAAAGUGAUUGUGGGCUUGACCGGUCGUACAGUUGCAUCUACAGUCGAUUCCACUUUAAACAAUGAUAAUGAAUGGUUAUCACCAAACUUAUUCUUUAUAAAUCCAUAUAGACCAAAAAGUGUAGAUGAGUUGUAUAACAGACCAUACAAUCCAUUCUUAGCUGAUUCGUAUCAAGGCUCUGCAAUAGUUGGAUUUUUCUCUCUUGUUAAUGUUAUGUCACCGCAUGAUUUAGCUCUAUCGCCUAAAAGUGAUAUUAUCUAUGUGUCAGAAAUUAAUCCAAAUAUAGUUCAUCGAUUCGAAGUAAUAAAUAAAAUGGAUAUUAAAGGUAUAGAUGGAAGAAAGGAGUUAGCUGAGAUUGUAGCUGUCACCAAUUAUCAAAUAUGGAAUCUGCAUACACUAACACCCUAUCAGUUAACUGCUCUUUCAAUUAUCCUAUUCAUUGUGAUUAUCUUCUUGUUAAUUGGAUGUAUACGUAUCUGUUGGUGUGGACGUCGGUCGACUACUGCUGCUACUAUUGCAACUGCUAGACGUGGUAAACAUGACGGUAAGGUAUUCGCAAUUUCACCGAAAUCAUCCGAUUCAAAUACCAAUAUGAAUGGUAUCUAUUCACGAUGGUCAGCUAAGAGAAAGUUAAAGAAAAAUAAACAGGCUGGUUUUCGACCACUUAUACGUAAUAGUAAUGGUCCAGAUUAUUUUGCUGAACAAGAACUUGAUGAUUAUAUCGAUGAAGAGGAAGAAGAAGAAAAUGGCGGAGGAGCAGGAAGAGAACAAACAAAAUACAAUGAACACAAUCAAAAUAGUGAUGAAGAUGUACUUAUGGACUCUUAUGCUGAUCGUCAUUUAUUAAAGCAUAGUAGUAAUAAUAAUGAUAAUAAUAGCAAUCAUUUGAAUAGACAGCAAAAAUUCAUUCCCAAGGUAACAUCAACCAAUCCUAAAAAGCCACGUUCCACUUCACUAUCCUCGAAAUUAUUUAGGUUGAAAACUGGUGUUAAUCAAACCGGUUCAGUAGCUUGAAAGUUCAAAGGUUAUCUAAAACAACUUCUAUAUGCAUACUGGUUUAGUUCUUGUUUGUCCCUGUCACACCCUAUCUAUUUCAUUUAUAAGCAUUCCAUCAAUUAUACAAGUCGAGAAAAAAUAAAAAAACCUGAUCUCCUCAAUAAUCGUUGUCUGUGGUAAAUUUUCUCAGAUAUUUGAUGAUUUCAUGAUUUCAAGUUUGUGAUCUGUUUUGUUUUUUUCCACUUUACACAAGCAUUGUGAUUCAAUUUGAUUUGAUUUGAUUUGUAACUGUUUCAUUCGCUCACUCAUGAUUAUGUCACUCAAUCAUCUACAAAAUUUAUGCUGGUCUUUUUCUCUGACGACGGAAUUGAAAUGUGACGAAUUAACCAACUUCUUGUUUUUAAAAACUUCUAAAGCAAAAACAUUUUUAGCUUUCAAGGUGUUUGUUUUAUAAUCUUAAAGGUUUUGGGAACAUAAUGAAUGAUGUUUUGUUUUUCUUUUCUUUUUUUCGUCCUGAAAACAUUCCAGUUGGUAUUUGUGAUAAAAAACAACUCCUCUGUCACUCACCCUUUCCCUCUCUCCCUCUCAAAUCACUUCCGUUUUAUUCUCCUUGAAGAAUCAUGACAUUUUCUGAGUAGUGAAAGUUUCCAUUCUCUUUUUAUGUAUAUGUCUACGUGAAUUUGUCCUUAUUUUGUAUGACUUCAUCCUUAUUGUCUUUGUGGACUGCGUAACUGAAUUAAAUACACGUAUAUAUAUGUAUCACAAAUAUACCUUCUUCAAUGGAUC
Trichobilharzia szidati is the source of this 3780-nucleotide messenger RNA. Lineage: Eukaryota; Metazoa; Platyhelminthes; Trematoda; Strigeidida; Schistosomatidae. The record is from the annotation of a GenBank genome assembly.